UAGACAUCCAGCCAAUAAUACAGGUACAGUUACUGUUAUUAGUCACGCAGGUGUGAGAGAAUGAAAGCGUAGUAGACCUAUUCUACUCCAUAUCAAGGAACGUCAUAGCAGGAUGUAGUAAUGCAGGUUUGUACCGGACGGGGCGUCUCAUACACUGACACUGUUACAGAAGUGGGUGUUGUCUACUGACUAUCGUUCUAGGUCCUGCCACGCUUUGGACGUUUGAAAACGGGACGAUUGUAGCAAGGUAUGAAGUUUACAUAGAAGUACGUGUACAUGCCUCUGUGAAGGACACUUAACAUCAACAGGUGCAUAGUGAAAUCUGGAUCAGUGUUAUCCAUACCGCCAUGAUGGUGCAUGUUUGCUAAUAAGAGACCCGUAAGGUGGAUGUUUCCUGGGACACUGUGUGAUUCAUAUGUCGUGUUGGAAGUUUGCUGAUAAGAGACCCGUACGGUGGAUGUUUACUUGGAUACUGUAUGAUUCAUGUGUCGUGUUGGAAGUUUGCUGAUAAGAGACACGUACGGUGGAUGUUUACUGGGACACUGUGUGAUUCAUAUGUCGUGUUGGAAGUUUGCUAAUAAGAGAGCCGUAAGUAAAAUAACUGUUUUGUAAGAAAAGGUUUCUGCUGAGUAGACGUAUCUUUGAAGGACUGAUUCCAGCAGCAAUGUCCAGCAACCCUAUGUACGGACUCUUUGGGGCAUCUGAGGACGAGCCACUGCUUAAUGAUGAGCAGCUUGGCCUCACAACAGUCCAGUUUGGACACAGUGUCCGGGUCUUUCUGAUGAGCAGUGUAUCUGAAGAUGUUGCGGAUGAAGAUAUACUUUACAGAAAGUUACUGGUGGGCAAUGACAGUGUGUUUGACGAUGAUGCUGAUGACUAUAUGGCAGCGUUUGGAGACAGCGUUAGUUCUGCAACAGCGCAACGUGAUCGCAAGGGAAGAACGUUUGGCAGCCGUGAAAAGAGGCGAAGCCUAUUGUCGUUCUGUUCUGACCGUCGGAAAGGCCGGGCUGUAAAACCAAGGGAUAAAACUCUCCAGAUUAUCACUUCGGAGAUUAGUGAUAUUAUCUCGCCUAUUGACAGCUUAUCUGAUUAUGAAUCUCUUCCUGAUCCACCAUCAGCUGCGUACCUUGAGCUCCUUAGCGGGGAUGACCAUAUUUUGUACACCAUUCAGAACCUGGAUAGCAACAAGGUGAAGUUUUUGAAGCAAUCCCAUACACACAGCAUGAAGAUAGCAACCUUAGCUCACACUAAAUGUGGUGAAAUCAGAUGGGAUGAGAGCAAGGAUGAUGAACUGGUUGUGGCACUUGUGAAAGAUGAUAAUACAGAUCAUCUCGAUUCUUCAGACUCCUCGGUUUUCUACAUUCAGACAUGGAGAGACAACAUGGAUACAGCCAUCGCAGAUGUCCUUAGAGACAUAAAAGUACAUCCAGUUACUGUGAUGCAUAUUUUAUGGCCAGAAAUGAAACAGAAAAAAUUAUCGAAGAUUCUUCCACAAACGUCAGAUGAAGUGAUGGUGAGUCUGUCCGACGACCAGCCAGGAUAUAUUGUUAUUGGAGUACAGGACCGAGUGUUACCGAUUGUUCAGAAUUUAUUGGUGCUGGUUGAACAAGCUGAAGAAGAGCAUAUCCUGAAGAAGUACGCCCCGGAGCAGGUUCUAAAGGCACCAGAAGGAGCUGGUUCAGGAGAGGAACAACAGGAAAGAAAGAUUUACGAAGAGCGAGACAAAAUCAUGUUUCUGCAAAGGCACUGCUCAUCGUCAAUAGAUAUAAUCAGGAGAGAACUGUCUGUCACUAUCUCAUUUGAUCUCAAGUCCAACUGUAUCAUCAUGUGUGGGUCGAAGGCUGAAGAAGCCUUUAGUCGCAUCAAAGCUCUGGUCGCUGAUGUUAAGAUGGAAGUGUACAAGUCAAUGCGAAUGGGAGCAAGAAAAUAUUUCAAAUCCGCCACAGGGGAGACGUCAGUCAGGCAAGCUGAAGAUAAAUAUAAGUGUUUCAUUCACAGAAACCUUGAGAGGAGAGAAGCGGAACAGUCGGACGGUGUUGCCUCAGCUGACAUUGAAGUUGUCCUGAAACUAGGAGAUAUCGCAUUAACAAAGGUGGACGUAAUCGUCAACUCAACAAACGAGAGACUCGACUUAUCUGGUAGUGAACUGUCCAAGGCCAUAGUUAAAGUAGGAGGCGCUGCCAUACAGACGGAAUGCAAGGAGCUAUAUCCACAAGGAUGCAGAGUUGGGGAUGUUGUAAAGACUCGUCCAGGGAAACUACACUGCAAAGAGCUGUAUCAUUGCUGUCUUUCAGACUACAGACGAGAGCAUCCCGGUCAGGCUGAGAAGCUUCUAAGGGAGAUAAUUCUGCAGUGUCUGCACAAAGCGUCUGUAGCUGGUCAUAGCAGUGUGGCCUUCCCUCCCAUUGGCACCGGCAAAAGGCAAUACCCAACCGAUGAGGUGGCAAGAACCUUCAGAGAGGCUAUCAAAGACUUCACAAAAUCAAACCACUUCAGUUCUCUGGCAGAGGUCAUGAUUGUGUGUUAUCACACGAAUCAGGACCUAUUGAAGAUUUUCAAGGAUGCUUAUGACAGUGAGAAAACGAAUCCAAGACACUCCUCCCUUUCAAACAUUUCCAUGAUGACAGAGUUCCACAUAGGCCAUGUUCUGCUCAUUGUGAAAGAAGGCAACGUCUUUAAGGAGGACGUGGAUGUUGUUGUAGUCCCAACCGACAACAAAAUGUCAGUGUCUUGCGAAGUGAAGUGGACCUUUGUACAUGAGUUUGGAGACAACACCUUUCGUCAGUGGAAAGAGUCCAACAUCCGGAAGUCUGGAGGAGUGAUGCUGCGUGUACCCGGACAUCACUGUUCCAGUAUCCUGGGCAUAUCCAGGGACUUCUUUACUGGCGACUUGUUCAUGAUGAUCUGCAAGUGCUUGCGGAAAGCUGAGAAAAACAAAGUGACAUCCAUCGCUAUCCCUGUUAUGACAGGUAACACUAAGGGUGAAUCCCUUCCGGCAGUAUUGAUUAAGUCCGUCAGAUGUCUCAUGGGCUCACUUGAGUUUGUCCGAGAAGUCAGGCUCGUCUACACCGACCCUGCAACCAUGGUUGCCGCCGUGACGGUGAUUGAAGAACAGCUCCCUUCCACAUGCGUGGGAAGGUACAGGUUUGCGGAAACGACCCCGGAACCUCCAGCAGAGGGUUCACAAACGCAGAGUGAAACGGAUGACUGUACACUUCAAGGUGGCCUCGCCAUGAAAAUAGUGUGUAACAACAGGAGGAGUUUCGGAGAAUGUCAGCAGUUCCUAGACAACCUGCUGAUGGAAAACCUGUCUGUGGAGACACUGGAGAACCCAACCAUCGGCGACCUGACAGAACAGCAGGUUCAAGAUAUACAGCGCUUGUGUGCUGAUAUUGACGUGACCUCCGAGGUGGACACCACGAACUGUGUCAUUUAUCACUCCGGGAUGAAGGUUGACGCCAUCAAGGCCAAGGGUCAGACCCAGGAAGUGCUGAAAAAUAUUGAGUUCGUCCAGAAGAACCUAGAAAAAGCUGAACUUCUUCGUCGUCUUGUGGAAUGGUGGUACAUCACUGAAGAUGGUCAUGAGAUGAGCUUCGCGCCCAUGACCAGCAUGCUGAUUGAAGAAGCUUUCUUGAUGAGAUCUGCACAUCCUACGGCAGUAGUGCAGACAGCGACGUGUAAAGUCAACAUAGACUUUACCUCCAUGGAUAUCAGUUCCCGGGAAAACCCCAACCACAGAUUCCAGAUUAUCAGGAAAAAAGGCCCAGCUGUGCCUCUCCCUGACAUCUGGGAAGACAUGGGAGCCAAGGAUAUCAUCGCGCCAAGGAUCAAGGAUGGACCUGAAGCUGAUAAACUUCGUCAAAUGUUCAUGUCCAACGCUGGGAACAAGUAUGAGAUUAUGGGGGUAUACCGGAUUCAGCAUAAAUACCUGUACGAGCAGUAUCAGAUACAGAAAGAAGCCAUGGAGAAAAACUACCCUCACAAGAGCAAUGAAAGACACCUGUGGCAUGGCACCAACGUGGAGGCCAUCAAAAACAUCAACAAGUAUGGAUUCAAUAGGGGCUACUGUGGAAAGAACGGCACGAAGUUUGGACGAGGCGUAUACUUUGCCACAGAAGCCAGCUAUUCCUCCAGUGAUGUCCUGUCUGUUCCGGACGAGUCCAAACACAAAUACAUCUAUCUGGCACAGGUUCUGACCGGGGUUUCUACAAAGGGCAGCAAGAAAAUGUUUGACACCCCGUUAAUCGACCGGAAACGAUCUGUCCGCUAUGGGUGCACCGUGGACAACAGUGACAACCCAUCCAUGUAUGUCGUGUUCAGGGACACACAGGCCUACCCGAAAUAUCUGUUUGUUAUCAGAAAAAAAAAUCCAAGUAGACAUGACAGCCACUGUCGUGUAAGAUCCCUUUGCGUAUGCAGCGUCGCAAAUACCGUUAUGACUCCAGCCAUUGCAUGCAUGGUCGAACUACUGUCGUGGAGACUGCAUCCGUUAUAUGAGAUGAAAGAACGUAACGUACAUUUGCCAAUGCGUGUGUAUAAUCUCUUGUGUGCUUAUUUUGUCCAGAUCGUAAUGGACGUUUACAGUCUAAUUCAAAUGCAUUCCAAAUACAUAUUAUUUAAAAAGGGUUAUUAUGUGCCUAUGCAUGUACGUUCAAAGCCAGUGUUUAGGGGACAUGACACAAGUUUUUCCCCUACAUUUUCUGACUACGUGACCGCUUGCACAGAACGGCGCCUUAAGGAAGCUGGACAAGCAAGUGCUGGGUACUCACUCCAACCAUUUAACCAUAUACAGCCACAUAACGUGGAAUACAGCAGGACAUCAACAGUGUUGCUUGGUCAUCAGGAUCAGAUCUCUGAAAAGAAGAACAUGUCACAGCAAUUAACUGGAUUGACUGCUGAAGACGACCGGAGGGUCAUCGUCGAGCCCGAGUCCACGAUGAAGUUGCCAGACCGAGAGGUGUUAUGGAGGUACUUCGAGAGCCGGGAGGUGUCAGGGGGAAGGAAGCUCGACUUCAUGGAUGUUCUGUCUGACAACACAGCUCGGCUGACGUUUCGAGACCCUUCAGAUGCAGCGAAUAUUGAGAGUCGAGACCAUGAAGUGAACGGUAUUCGUCUCAUGGUGUACCCGUACUACAGCCAACCACAGAAGUCCAACGACGACCUAUACGACAAUAGACUGGAACUGUCUCCCCUCUCAGAAGACUAUUCCACAAGAGACACUCCACAGCCAGAAGACGCUCAAGAACCAGAAGACUCUCAACAACCAGAAGACUCUCAGCUUCCAGAAGACGUUCCAGAACCACAACAAAGAGGGAAAUCACCAGUAAUACCUUCCCCUCCUCUCAGUAGUGAGGAACUGAACAUAUCAAGCGGUAAGGUACGCUACAUGAAAACAUUUCCUUCCAAGUCGCUUCAAUCUCUGAUCAAAGACUUCGUUGAAGUUGAGUAUGCUACUGAAGCUGUCAUUGUGAAAGGGAAUGGGUCGGACUUUAAGAAGAAGGUGAAUAGUCUCAAGAUGGCUAUUUUGGACAUUAAAGAGGACACUUUUGAAAUGCACAAGCGCCAUGUGUACGAAUUCUUGACGUCAUCUAAUGGUAGAAAGGAACUCCGGAAGGUUGAGGACAGAUUCCGAUGUGCUAUAAGCGUCGACCAGGGCGUGUACUCGGAUUUGAAGAAAGAUGGAGAACCAGACUCGAGCAUUCUCGGCACCAAUCUGAAGUUUAUCCAAGGAGAUAUAGUUCGCCAGCGGGCUGAUGUACUGGUCCACACAGUGGAGAAGGAUCUUGAUCUAUCACAAGGAUCUCCUAGUAUCGCGCAGGCAGGGGGAGACGAGGUACAGGCUGAAUAUAGAACCAGGUACCCCAAUGGUAUCAAGUACGGCAAGAUCGCAAAGACCAGAGGAGGGAAUCUCAGCUGUAAGGAGGUGUUCCACUGUUGUUUGCCAGAAUACUCCAGCGACCCUAAACUCAAGCUUCUGGAGAAAGUUGUCUACAAAUGCCUGUAUGACGCGUCCAUGAGCGACUACCGCAGCAUGGCACUACCAGCCUUAGGUACAGACAAACUGGGCUACCCCCCUGAUGAAGUAGCACAGAAAAUGCUGACAGUUAUGUUAGACUUCAUCCGUUAUACUUCAUCUCUGAAAUGCAUCACCAUCGUUAUUGGCCCUGGCAACAGCGGCGUCGUUCGGGCAUUUGAAAAAGAGAAGAUCAGGCAACAUCGGAACUCCAAGCUAUCCGAAGCCGAUGUCUCCGCUGUGGCGGAUGCUGGGUACCCGGUGGGGAAGUUCAAGGUUCACCUCCGACACGGCGACAUCAGCAAGGAGAAAGUGAUUUGCAUAGUCCACUUCACUAACUCAACAACACCCUUGAACAUAGGUAUACUGUCAAGCCCUCUGAGUGUGGCGUGCGGUAAGGACCUAGAACUUCAGUGCCAGCUGACAGCUGGUCAAAUGAAGGAGAAAAGGAAUUGCCAUGACAACGGCACCAAACAUCCCUGCCGACAUCAUCAUGCACAUCGGCGUUGACCGUUUCAAUGGCAACUGGAAAGACGUCAUCAAAGCAUGUUUGAAAGUUGCGACUGAGAACUGUUUCACAUCGAUCGCAUUUCCAGAGUUUGGAACAGGUGAUGGGAAACUUCCACUCGAGAAAAUGCCGAAGCUGCUGGUGAGAUGCUUGAGGGACAUCGAGAAGAAGAAGUGCUCUCUCACCGACAUCAGCUUCAUCAGCAGCGACGCAACUACACAUACCUUGUUUUGUUCACACUUGGAGGCGCUCAUUGGCCACAAGGAUAUUGAAGGUCUGUUGUCUGGCGGUGUCUCUGGACCGACCUCCUCCACAGACACUUUACCAAGACAAACAGUGGAAGCACAACAGUCGGGACUGUGGAGCAAGUGUUCGCGAAGACCGCCAUGGACGGUGAAGCCGACAUUACAGUGUAUUCAGAAACAGAAGAUGUUCUACGUCGAGCGUUUAAAGCAGUAGAAGGUAUCUGUGACAUUCGCAUAGUGACGAGGACGUUUGAAGAAAAGAGGCUGAAGAAUAUGUCACCCUCUCAGAUUCAGAGCGUUAAACGAUCACUUGAGAGCAUGCCCAUGGACAUCACCAUCACGUGGGCGACGGGGAUGGUGGAGCUGAAAGGUGUUGACGAUGACGUGCACGAGGUGGAGUCAGUGCUGACACGGAUAAGCUGAUUGAUGACGAUUCAACCUUAUAAUAGUAUUAACUGCCUCGCGCAGAUAUUAAAACAAAACUGUAUGGGCUAUGUAUUUUGUUUUGGUCUGACAUAAUUAUGUACUUCUAUUUCUAACAUAUAUCGUAUUGUGUGUCUUCAACUGACUAUGCCCCAAUAUAUGUGUAAAUCUUCCUCGGCUAUGAUUCCCCAAUUAUGAAUGUACAUUACAAAGUCCCGAUGUACAGUACCAAUGUGAACGACAAUGAUUUUGAUUUUAUCCUUGUUAAACAUUUAUAAAUGGAUGUUAAUGAAUUAAUGGAAUUAAAUGGAAUUAAUUUAUCAGCUUGGUAUUACUUGUACUGUUUGAAGAUUACAGUUUUGUUUGUUUAACAGAUUUUUUCAUAACCGUCUUAUAGCUCUCACUGUGCAUAAAAUCCAUAACAUGUAUUUAUUUGUGUAUGCAUAAUUACGUAUAUUUUGUCCUUAACACAUUUUGCUUUAGAGUGGUCGUCUUUAAUAAAAUCGUGCGAGGAUUUCUAAAGAACAAGAUUCGAACCACAAUUCACAGCUGUGUGUAAUGACUACCCUGACAUAUUCUCAUCCCUCUCCUAACGUGUGCAUUCUAAUAUUUCAUUCUCAAAUUCCAUGAAAGAAAUAUUCUCUCAAAUAUACUGACUGAGUAUAGCUAGGCUACCCCACCGCCCCUCUCAAAUAUAACUUGCAAAUACAGUGAGAUAGUGCCAGGCUCUUUUGAUAAACAAUGUGUGUGUACAAGCUUAUGAUCAUAAAGAACUGAUGUUUUGAAUGAUUACUAUGUAUCAAUACAUAGAUAUAUGUGUAAUGUAUAUGGAUUCAACUAAUGCGUCAUUGUUGAGUUUGGUUACCGUCUUGGUCUGAAAUAAAACAGAAUGUCUGUC
Molecule: messenger RNA, 8087 nt
Organism: Haliotis rubra (blacklip abalone)
Lineage: Eukaryota; Metazoa; Mollusca; Gastropoda; Lepetellida; Haliotidae
Exons: 31
Coding region: 665-6523 (1952 amino acids)
Biological process (GO): negative regulation of gene expression
Cellular component (GO): cytoplasm; nucleus
Molecular function (GO): transcription corepressor activity; NAD+ poly-ADP-ribosyltransferase activity
Source: RefSeq, a predicted model, not a curated record